AUGUUGGAAUAUGUUAAUAAUAUUUCAUUUUCUGAAAUUGCUUAUUCAGUGUUUCAAUCAGUUUUACAGGUUGUUAUAAUUUCAUUAGCUGGAUUUUGGAGUGCUUAUAUGGGUUUACUGCCUAAAAAUGCACAAAAGAUCGUGUCCUCAUUGAAUGUCGAUUUAUUCACUCCUUGUUUGAUUUUUAGUAAGCUAGCAAGACAUUUAUCGUUGGCUAAGAUUGUUGAAUUGGGAAUUAUUCCUAUUUUUUACACAGUUUCGACUGGUAUUUCGUUUCUGUCAGGUUAUUUGAUCUCCAAAUUUUUCUCUUUAGAUAAAGAUGAGACAAAUUUUGUGAUAGCGAAUUCAAUAUUUGGUAAUAGUAACUCUUUACCUGUUUCGUUGACCUUAUCAUUAGCUUACACGUUGCCUAACUUGACGUGGGAUGAUAUACCUAACGACACAAGAAAUAAUGUAGCCUCAAGAGGUAUUUUAUAUUUGUUAAUUUUCCAACAAAUUGGACAGGUCCUUAGAUGGAGUUGGGGUUAUAACAAAUUAAUGAGAUGGUCCGGAGAGAAUCAUCAACAUAUGCCACAAUCACAAAUUGAAGCAUACAUUGAAAGGACCAACAGUACUAUAUUACAUGAAUCUUUAACUCAACAAGACUUGAGCUUUGUCAGUCUAAAUGAUGAUGAUGAUGAAACAUACGAUGGCGAUGAAAAUGAUACGGGUGCCCUUGCUAAUAACAUUUCUCAACUAAAUAACCAAACAAAGUCAUGGAUUGUAAAAGUUUUUGGAAAAAUAACCAGCUACUUAAAUCCACCUUUAUACGCCAUGAUGAUUUCUGUGAUAAUUGCUGCAAUCCCAAAAUUGCAACAUGAAUUAUUCCAAAAAAAUGGUUUCAUUAAAAACACUCUUUCUGAAGCCAUUAUUCAGUUAGGUUCAGUGUCGAUUCCACUGAUUUUAAUUGUACUAGGUUCUAAUUUAUAUCCAAACAUUGAAACUUUCCCAAAAACUUAUAAUCACAAUAAAUUAGUCAUAGGUUCGAUUAUCGGUAGGAUGAUUCUACCUUCAAUGAUUCUGUUACCGAUAAUUACAUUGGCAGUCAAGUACAUUAAUAAGAGUAUAUUAGAUGAUCCAAUCUUUUUAAUUGUUGGUUUCUUAUUGACUGUUUCUCCUCCAGCUAUCCAACUAACCCAAAUAACGCAACUAAAUGAAUUCUUUGAAGCUGAAAUGGCAAGCAUUCUGUUCUGGGGUUACGUUGUUCUAAGUUUACCUGUCAGUAUCAUUGUUAUAUCAGGUGCUAUUUAUGUUUUACAAUGGGCUAAUGCCUGA
Molecule: messenger RNA, 1314 nt
Organism: Tetrapisispora phaffii CBS 4417
Lineage: Eukaryota; Fungi; Ascomycota; Saccharomycetes; Saccharomycetales; Saccharomycetaceae
Exons: 1
Coding region: 1-1314 (437 amino acids)
Biological process (GO): transmembrane transport
Cellular component (GO): endoplasmic reticulum; membrane
Source: RefSeq, a predicted model, not a curated record